CCAGCCGCGGGCCUUGACACUAUGAGCGUGGGUUUCAUCGGGGCUGGCCAACUAGCCUUCGCCCUGGCCAAGGGCUUCACGGCAGCGGGCAUCGUGGCUGCCCACAAGAUAAUGGCCAGCUCCCCAGACAUGGAAUUGACCACGGUCUCAGCCCUCAGGAAGAUGGGAGUGAACCUGACACCCCACAACAAGGAGACGGUACAGCACAGCGAUGUGCUUUUCUUGGCCGUGAAGCCACACAUCAUCCCCUUCAUCCUGGACGAGGUCGGCGCUGAUAUCGAGGACCGGCACAUCCUCGUGUCCUGUGCUGCUGGCGUCACCAUCAGCUCCAUCGAGAAGAAGCUGAUGGCCUUCCACCUGGCCCCAAAAGUCAUUCGCUGCAUGACCAACACGCCUGUGGUGGUGCGGGAGGGCGCCACUGUGUACGCCAUGGGCACCCAUGCCAAGGUGGAGGACGGCCGGCUGCUGGAGCAGCUCAUGGGCAGUGUGGGCUUCUGCACGGAGGUGGAGGAGGACCUGAUCGACGCUGUCACCGGGCUCAGUGGCAGCGGCCCCGCCUACGCAUUCACCGCGCUGGAUGCCUUGGCUGAUGGCGGCGUAAAGAUGGGGCUUCCGCGGCGCCUGGCAGUCCACCUCGGUGCCCAGGCCCUGCUGGGGGCGGCCAAGAUGCUCCUGGACUCAGAGCAGCACCCAGGCCAACUCAAGGACAACGUCUGCUCCCCCGGCGGUGCCACCAUCCAUGCCCUGCACGUGUUGGAGAGUGGCGGCUUCCGCUCCCUGCUCAUCAAUGCUGUGGAGGCCUCCUGCAUCCGCACACGGGAGCUGCAGUCCAUGGCCGACCGGGAGAAGGUCUCGCCUGCCGCCAUCAAGAAGACCGUCCUGGACAAGGUGAAGCUGGACUCCCCUGUGGGGAACUCGUUGUCCCCUUCCAGCCGCGCCAAGCUGGUCCCCCGCAGCCUGGCCCCAGCCGGCAAGAAGGAGUGAUGCUGCCCGCCGGCCUGCUCCCCACCUUCUC
This is a messenger RNA of Trichechus manatus latirostris (Florida manatee), 1015 nucleotides long. RefSeq names its product pyrroline-5-carboxylate reductase 1 (gene PYCR1). The record is from RefSeq and is a predicted model, not a curated record. Bases 22 to 984 code for a protein of 320 amino acids. Gene Ontology annotation, biological process: L-proline biosynthetic process. The transcript has 7 exons. Gene Ontology annotation, molecular function: pyrroline-5-carboxylate reductase activity. Lineage: Eukaryota; Metazoa; Chordata; Mammalia; Sirenia; Trichechidae.